Molecule: messenger RNA, 717 nt
Organism: Plasmodium knowlesi strain H
Lineage: Eukaryota; Apicomplexa; Aconoidasida; Haemosporida; Plasmodiidae
Product: calmodulin, putative
Exons: 1
Coding region: 1-717 (238 amino acids)
Cellular component (GO): cytoplasm
Molecular function (GO): calcium ion binding
Source: RefSeq, a predicted model, not a curated record
AUGCAAGGUAACAGCAUAUCUCAGGAAAAACUGCAAUUGAUGCAAAAAAACUUUAACCUUGUGGAUAACAACAAGGAUGGAAAAAUUAGUGCAGAGGAAUUUAAGACACUCUUGCGAUUGCUUGGGCAAACCAGAACGGAGAAAGAGAUGGACGAGAUGGUGGACAAACAUUUUGAAUACAUAGGAGAGGAAGAGGAGCAGGAGCAAACGGAAGCUACCGAUGCUACUGCUAAGGGAGGAAUAGACAAAGGGAUACAAAGUACAGGGAAACAAUCGAACGGCCAGAAAAAUACAGCCAAAGCUAGCCCAAGUCAUGAUAGAAUAAAAAACCUUAUUACAAAACUGAACAAUUUUAAAAAUGAAGAAAAAAAAAAGGGUAACCCAAAUAUUCAAAAUAACAAAAGAUGUGAUAUAUAUGAAAGGAAUGAAUUGAUGAACAACAGAAAAAAACACAUAAACUUUGAAACCUUCUUGACGAUAUUUCUUGACAUUUAUGAGGAACCAUUAUCGGUAGACGAGCUAAUCACCUCAUUUGAAUUUUUCGACAAAGAAAAAAGUGGCUAUCUUGAUGAAGAGAAAAUGAGAUUUAUUUUGAAGAACAGCGAUGAAAAGUUAGUAGAUGAAGACAUGAAGUUGUUUUUCAAAUCGUUAAACUUGAAGGAUAAGGACAAAAUUGAUUAUGUCAUGCUGGCCAAGCGCCUCAAGAAUGUGACCUAG